Messenger RNA from Moneuplotes crassus, 1770 nucleotides. The record is from the annotation of a GenBank genome assembly. NCBI's taxonomy places the organism in Eukaryota, Ciliophora, Spirotrichea, Euplotida, Euplotidae.
UUUAUAUAGAAAUAAAAUAAAUAUGAGUACCAAAAAGAACUUGGAAUUACUCGCUCCGUGCUUCGGUGAAGCAUUUGUAGAAGAUUUCUUCUUCUCCAGCAUGUUCAGUACCUCCAUGAAUUAUGAAGACACCACAUGACUCCGUCAGGAGAAGGAUUACGUUCACGUUGAAUUUAUAGAAGAGGAUUUAAUAAAGUCUAAAUUUUGAGCAGUCAAAAAUCAGAAGGAUGGUACAACAACCCCUUCAUCUAAUACUAACCGCUCUUCAGUCAAGAAGACCUGGGGAUGGUCUGAAGUAAAAUACCAGGCUGAAGAGAAUGAACCAGUCACUCCGUUUGCUAAAUAAGAGCAAAAGAAUACUCAACAUGGUCGAUCUAGCUCAAAAUAUAGGUGUCGAUCCACUAGAUGGUGACGAUUAUGACAUAUAUUCCUUCGUAGAGCCUUGUAACCUGUUUUCAUUAAUGAAUCCAAGAGAGAAAUAUGAUAAAAAGAGACCUCCUCCAACUUAUAUUAACUUCUAUGACUAUGAGAAUAUGGCUAAGAACUCAGCCCAUCAUCCCAUGAGCGGGCUUAAAAUUCGGGAAAAUAUGAACAGAGUAGAAUGCGUCAAUGAGAAGAUAAUCGACGACAAUAAAGGCUUGAAAAAGUACCUUGUGAAAGAACUUGCCAAAAGUAUUUUUAAAGGGAGCACUAAUGUUUCUUUACCUGCAUACGCUUUUGACCCGAUCUCAAAUUUAAGUGCUUUUAUUAACAACUUAAGAACUGCACCUUAUUUUUUAGAGAAAGCAUUGCAUGUGUCUCCAAAGACCGAUCCGGAAGAGAGGAUAAAACUAAUUUCUGCAAUGUGAGUGUCUAGCUUACACCAAAAUAUCAGCUUUAAAAGAGGAUUUAACCCCAUAAUCGGUGAAACUUAUCAAGGUUACUUUUGAUACAACAAUCCUGAUGUUGACGAAGGCUCCAAUCCAGCUGUUAUCACCAGAAGCUCUAGUCAAUUAAAGGCUAUCAAGACCAGAAGAAUCAGACAAACUUCGCAGCCAACUAAUUUAAAAAGCAAGUUUAUAAACAUUUUCGCUGAACAAAUUAGCCAUCAUCCUCCGAUCUCUUGCUUCCAAGUUGAGCACUCUGAUCGAGAUUUUAUUAUCUACGGUGACCUUGAAGAAGACUUCAAACGGAACGGCUCCAAUCUAGAGUUUAGGCUAAAAGGAUCCACAAUUAUUGAAUUUAGUGACGGAGAUUAUUAUUCCAUUACCUGGCCUGCUAAAAUCCUUGAAAAUAGUGUGUACAUGAAAUACGAAGAAUUCAUAAGAAUUGAACAAUGCACCGGGACUAACCUCACUUCAAUGAUCUUCCUUGGUGAUUCUCAAGAAGGCGAUCCAUUACCUUUAAAUGGUGUUAUUUAUUAUAGAAACCCUGAUUUUGACUUCAACCCAGAAGCUACGCAUCAGGACGAACUUGAAGAUUUGGAAGAGUAUUGCUGAAAUAUCCAAGGUUCUUGGAUCAAAGCGCUGAUUAUUGAUGAUAAAAAGUAUUGGAACAUUAAGAUGAACAUCAUCUCUCCUCAAUUGCCUGUAAGCAAUCCCCUACCAUCAGAUGCAAGGUAUAGAGAGGAUCUUAUCUGGCUUUACAAGGAAGAACUUGACUUUGCGCAAAAAUGGAAGUUAGCCUUGGAAAACAUCCAAAGGAAGGAUGCUACUUUAAGGAAGAAAAAGAAAAGAUAGGCAUAUCGCCCAACCCAUUUUAUCGAGAAUAUAAUAAUUAACAAUUUCAUUC